Molecule: messenger RNA, 9782 nt
Organism: Coregonus sp. 'balchen'
Lineage: Eukaryota; Metazoa; Chordata; Actinopteri; Salmoniformes; Salmonidae
Source: the annotation of a GenBank genome assembly
CACGUUUGGUUGAUGAGCAAAAAGUUGAUGUCAACCUAAAAGAAGCCCGAGAAACUCCUCCCGUCUCGAAAUUAUGAGUGGUAGGUAAACUUUUUUCUUCAAAAGUAGCUACAGUAGUUUGUAAAAGUGUAUGAAACUAGCUAAUAGUAGGUUAUGGAGCAGAUGAAGCUAGGCAAAUAUGAAAUUAUAAGGUCUCAAACUCUUCAGCUAUUUAGCCCUAAAGUUGAUUCCCAUUUAGUCAAUCUUAGCUAACGUUAACGAGCUAAUGGUUAGCCAACCACUUAGGAUGCAUUUUCGAAUGAGGUAGCUAGCUGGCUAAAUUAGCUAACAACUAGAUACGGUUGGCAAACAUGAAUUUGUUAGUCCAAUGUUCAACUCCUCGAAUAUAUCUCACAUGUCAUGAGCUAGUCAGUCAGCUAACGUUAGUUAGCUCUUGUGGUUGUGUAAUUACUAAGACUCACUAAUCGUUCCUAUGCUAUGAGCUAGCUAUUUAGCUACUUUCUUUAGCCAGUUAGCAGCUGUUUACGGUUGUUUGUAAAACGUACAUAACUAGUUAGCUAGUUCGUGGUAUUAGCAGUGUUUUUAUUUAAUGAAAGUAUCAUAGUCGUGUCAGCUGUAUUAGCUAACUAGCUUGUUUAUCUGGCAACUAAUAUUAGGUAGUUAGCUAAUGUUAGCAGCUAAUCCAUUUGCAACGUUACAUUUACAGACCAACAGGAUGAAAUGGCCGCGAUGGUGGAGAGCGGUGGAGGCUUCCUUCAAAAGCGAAACACAAAUACCGGACAAGUAUGUUUGCCAGUCGAAUACACAUUCCCAGAUAACGUGCAUUCAAUGUAUUCCUCUGAUGUUGGCUAGAGACGUUACCCCUACCCCCCCUGACAUCUAACGUUAACUAGCUAGAAAAGUAGCAAGCAUGAGACAUUUUUAGCUAGCUAGCUAUGGAUAAUGCGUAGCUUAACGGUGGUGGGAAUGGAUUUUGAUCAGUGUUGUUGAUUUCUCUCAAGCACAUGUCACUGGGGUGGGGAUAUAGGCAGUCAUAGAGGUGGAUGAUCCCACACGGGGAGUUCCUGCCAGCCCCAUACUGCAACUCGCACAUCCCAUUUAGGCUGGCUUCGGAGGGGGGUGGCUUCGGCUGAGUGAGCUAGUUUAUAGGGCAAGAUAAAGGUGUGGGUGGGUUGGGGGAGGGGAAGCUUAGCCCGCCGCUGCUCUUGAAAAAAUGUGAUCCCACCCAUUUGCCACUGGCGCUCCUACAUUUCCUCUCCCUUUGCUCUCUCACUCUUGCUGGAAUAGCAGUGUGGUACUGUGUCACACUCACCGUACGUGUGAUGUUAAAACCAUGGCAAAUGUGACAAGAAUUGUACAUUAUUAUGUUAAUGGUUGUUUGCCUUUCACUGUGGUUUAAUUUGUUUUAAUUGAACCCUUUCGGCCUAGUUUUGGUUUCUCUUACGAUCACUUUGAAAAGCAGAUCACAGGGUCACAUCAAACAGAACCCCAUUGGUAACAUUUUGUUAGCUAUUGUGAUGCUGUAUUAUUAUUUACAUCCCCAUUAGCUGUUGCACAUGCAGGAGCUACUCUUCCUGUGAACAAUUUGUUGAGUUUGUAUACUGUACUAGUAGUUUCACAACACAAAUCAAACAUAUUUUUAUUUAUUGCAGGACUCCCAGCAGCCCUCUCCUCUAGCUCUGUUGGCAGCGACCUGUAGUAGAAUCGACACCCCGGGUGAGAGUGACUCCGGCUCCGAACAACAACAGUUAGACAUAAGCCAAGCCCAUCUGACCCAGACAGCCAACGGGAGCUGGCAGAUCAUCCCGGUCAGUCUCGGUAGCACCAGUGGUUCCAACACCCUCACCACCGACUCCACUGGCAUGGUCAUGACCGCGGGCGACGCAGGGAAGAACAGGGGGCAGCAGGUGUUGACGUCAGUCUCCAGUGGACACCAGGGACAGCAGCAGUAUGUACUGUCCUCAGCUCCUUCUCUACAGGGCCAGCAGGUCCUCACCAUGUCUGGGGGCCAGGUUGUGUCCAUGCCCAACAUCCAGUACCAGGUGAUCCCUCAGUUCCAGACGGUGGAUGGCCAGCAGCUACAGUUCGCCCAGGCAGGGGUGCAGCAGGACCCUAAUGCAGCUGGGGCCGGACAGUUCCAGCUAGUCUCCUCGCCUAACGGUGGUCAGCAGCUGGUUAGAGCAGGGAGUGGAGGGAAUAUCCUAACCAUGCCCGCCGGGCUCCUACAGCAAGCCAUCCCCCUACAGAACCUAGGUCUGGGUAACAGCGUCCUGCAGAACAACCAGGGCCAGUUCCAGUUGGCUAACAUGCCUGGGCUCCUAAACGGCAAUAUCACCCUCCUCCCGGUCAGUGCAUCUAGUGGCUCUGGAGGAGAAGGGAGCGGAGGGGACGGAGGCUCUAACCAGCAGCUGAUGCAGCAGGUAGUGUCAACCUCCGGCGCUUACUACACCAACUCAACCACCACCACCACCACUCAGACAGGCACCUCGUAUGGAGGCAUGACACAGCAGACUCAGAGCACCAACGGCUUCCAGAACUCUGUUGGCGGGAUCCCCAUCCAGCCAGACAACAGAGAUCAACAGCAGCCGCAGCAGAUCCUCAUUCAACCCCAGCAGCUCAUCCAGGGAGGGACCUCCCUGCAGACAAUCUCGGCCGGGGGACAGGUGUUCGCGGCCCCAACACUCACCCAGGAUGCCCUGCAGAACCUGCAGAUUCAGACCAUCCCCAACACCUCUCCCAUCCUGCUGAGGACCAUCGGGCCCAACGGACAGGUGAGCUAGGAGUUCUACUCAAGCUUUUCAGAAUGUAUUGAUUGGUGCUAACGCCCUAGUUACAGGAUCUGACGCCCUAGUUACAGGCUCUGACUAGGUUAUUAUAAGGUGAUUAUCAGGUCUCGGAUAUAACAUUUACAUUAAUGUCAUUUAGCAGACGCUCUUAUCCAGAGCGACUUACAGUUAGUGCAUACAUUAUUUUAUUUAUUUUUUAUUUUCAUACUGGCCCCCCGUGGGAAUCGAACCCACAACCCUGGCGUUGCAAACGCCAUGCUCUACCAACUGAGCUACCUCCCUGCCGGCCAUUCCCUCCCCUACCCUGGACGACGCUGGGCCAAUUGUGCGCCGCCCCAUUGGUCUCCCGGUUGCGGCCGGCAACAGCAACCGGUUGCGGCCGGCUACAGCUAGCGCUGCGAUGCAGUGCCUUAGACCACUGCGCCACUCGGGAGGUUAACCCCUGGCCCUAUUGCUUACAUUUUACAUUUGUCACUUAGCACAUUGGUUCUCAACCUUUUUUUAGUUACUGUACCACCUACUGAAUUUUGCUCUGCCUGGAGCCUAUGGUCUCAUGAGUCAUCUCAAGUACACCCUGUGGAUAGGCCAAGUACCCCCAGGGGUCAUAGUACCCCUGGUUGGGAACCACUGAUUUAGCAGACACUCCUGUCUUUCUCCUAUGGUCCAACAAUGACCUCUGUGCAGAUGAUGUAUGAUGUUUUAAUUUCUGAAUAAUGGUGAUGAAAGAAACCACUGAUGCCAGAGAGAAAAUAAAAGGUUAAAAUAGAAUGUUUUAUGUAAACUCAUCUGUCCAACAAUGGAAAAUAUAACUUAAAUGUGUUUUUUUUUUCGAUUCCCAAAUUUCCCAAUCGAUCAAUACGGACUUCCUCAAUCUGCCAAUCAACGAAUCAAUUCCUCUACCUCGUCCCUCCAGGUGAGCUGGCAGACCCUCCAGCUGCAGAGCCCAGCGGGGACCCAGAUCACCCUGGCCCCCAUGCAGGGUCUCACUCAGCUGGGCCAGGCCCAGGGAGGCACCAUGCAGCUCCCCGGGCUGCACACCAUCAACCUCAACUCACUGCAGAACUCAGGCUUACAGAUGCACCAGCUACAAGGGGUCCCCAUCACCAUCUCUAACACAGUUGGUACGUGUUCUGCUGAGGACUGCCUUAACACUUAUCCUAUUGAAUUUGUAUUUUACUACUUACUACAACCCAUAGAAACGCAUUGAAUAACACAUUUCAUAAAUGGCAAAAAAGACAGUAAAAAAUAAACCAUAAGGUUUUGAAGUGUCUGUCCUAUAUCUAGGAGAUGUAAGAAAGUUCAGGAAAUAUUAUUAUUUAACCCCUUAUUUUUUGGGGGGCACAAAAGUACUUCCAUACUUCUGUUGGUUUGUAUGUGUUGCCUUCAGACGAGUCCCGUGACACUUGUGGGGGUUGUAGAGCAAAACGGAGAACACCAUCGUGUUUGUGAGAGUCUCUUUCUAUAGAGUGGUCAUAAUAGUUUUCUAAGCCAAACCAUUCAGACGCUACAAACGUUUUCGCGAGAACCCGAUUUUCGGGAUGUCUCCUGGUCUGACAAACACCGCUGUAGCUCGGCCACCUUCCACCGCAGAUCCGGAAGGCCGACAUCGGCGGAUACGGUGGAUUGAGACGCAGCCCACAUCUUAAACUGACCGAUGUUGAUGGAGAUUUUUUAAAAUGUUACUUAGCUUGACGCACGGGUGCGUCAAUAGACUAUUAAGGAUUAAUUCAAAUCGAUACAUUUUCUUGCUUGCCUUGGUCACAGUUGUAGACCUACCCAUAUCUGCACUUUAAUUGUUGUAACCAGAAAGGUUUUCAUUCAGUUGGUUGGUUUGAAUUAUUUGAUGUUGACAAACAAGCAUGUAUGUAGCUUGAUGCCUGGAAUGCAAAGUAGUGUUGUUUUAAAGUAAGCUAACUGGUUUUCCUAGUUCACGCUACAUAUCUGCAUGGUGUGAGCCAGCAUCUACAUGGUGUGAGCCAGCAUCUACAUGGUGUGAGCCAGCAUCUACAUGGUGUGUGUUCAGAGUAACAGACAGUUGGUGUGCAUUGACUAAGAAUUUCCUUUGUGGGUCAGUGACAAUCAGCUAGUAAGCGGUUUGUCUGGUCUGACAGUCAGCUAGUAAAGGGUUUGUCUGGUCUGACAGUCAGCUAGUAAAGGGUUUGUCUGGUCUGACAGUCAGCUAGUAAAGGGUUUGUCUGGUCUGACAGUCAGCUAGUAAAGGGUUUGUCUGGUCUGACAGUCAGCUAGUAAAGGGUUUGUCUGGUCUGACAGUCAGCUAGUAAGGGGCUUGGUUUGUCUGGUCUGACAGUCAGCUAGUAAGGGGCUUGGUUUGUCUGGUCUGACAGUCAGCUAGUAAGGGGUUUGUCUGGUCUGACAGUCAGCUAGUAAGGGGUUUGUCUGGUCUGACAGUCAGCUAGUAAAGGGUUUGGUUUGUCUGGUCUGACCCUCCAUAGGAGCAGCGGAGGGGUGUAACUUCACCCCACCCACCCUGUAAGUGUCUUAUCAAGGCCCCCACAGACAGACACACACCACACAUGUUAGGUGGGUGUGGCCAAGUUUGCCCUCUUCCUACCAGCAUUUAUAUUUUAUAUUUUGGCUAUAGUCUUUCUCUGUCCUGAAAUUAGACAUGAAAUUCAACAUAUAUUUCCCAAUAUGUCUCAACCCGACAUUACUGGUUGGACUUCUAAUUACAUACGGGUUGGCAAUAAGUAGGGUGUUUUUCAACUGGUUUAGCCUGCACAGUACAGUAACAGAAUAAUAAUCACAUGCUAUUGGGUCUGUUGACUGUCAUGAGGUUCUCUUUAUGCUAAGCAUUUCCCUUUAUGCUAAGCAUUUCCCUUUAUGCUAAGCAUUUUUUAUUUUUUAUUUUAUUUAUUUCACCUUUAUUUAACCAGGUAAACCAGUUGAGAACAAGUUCUCAUUUACAACUGCGACCUGGCCAAGAUAAAGCAAAGCAGUGCGAUAAAAACAACAACACAGAGUUACAUAUGGGGUAAAACAAAACAAAAAUCAAAAAAAUACAACAGAAAUACAAUUAAUAUACAGUGUGCAAAUUUAGCAAGUUAUGGAGGUAAGGCAAUAAAAUAGGCUAUAGUGCAAAAUAAUUACAAUUUAGUAUUAACACUGGAAUGAUGUGCAAGAGAUGAUGUGCAAAUAGAGAUACUGGGGUACAGAUGAGCAAAAUAAAUAACAAUAUAGGGAUGAGGUAGUUGGGCGGGCUAAUUUCAGAUGGGCUGUGUACAGGUGCAGUGAUCGGUAAGGUGCUCUGACAACUGAUGCUUAAAGUUAGUGAGGGAGAUAAGUGUCUCCAGCUUCAGAGAUUUUUGCAGCAUUUCCCUUUAUGCUUAGCAUUUCCCUUUAUGCUAAGCAUUUCCCUUUAUGCUAAGCAUUUCCCUUUAUGCUAAGCAUUUCUCUUUAUGCUAAGCAUUUCUCCUCAUGCUAAGCGUUUCUCCUCAUGCUAAGCGUUUCUCCUCAUGCUAAGCAUUUCUCCUCAUGCUAAGCAUUUCUCCUCAUGCUAAGCAUUUCUCCUCAUGCUAAGCAUUUCUCCUCAUGCUAAGCGUUUCUCUGCACCCGCUAGAACAUCUGCUAAACUGUGUACGUGACCAAUAAACGUAUAUUUUACUUGAAGGUGAUUCCUAUCUGUAAUGUCCAGUGGUUGUAGAUACACACCUAAACCAAUUGAUUUGUCAGUCCAGUAAGCUUUUACAAACGGGAAGGCCAAUUAUGUUUUUAUAAACACCGAAUGUACUGUAUGUCUGUCUGUAAAGGCUGACCUUCCUGUUUUAUUCCCCUGCAGGAGACCAGGGUUUGCAUACAGGGGGGGACAGUCUGGAUGACGGCACAGCCAUGGACGAGGGAGACACGUCCCCUCAGCCUCAGAACCGCCGGACACGCCGGGAAGCCUGCACUUGUCCCUUCUGUAAGGACGGCGAGGCACGGUACGUAACAUCGGAGUCUGUCAACACUAUUGCAUUAUCGGGAAACGUCAAGAGCUGGGGUCAAAUGUUCGUUUUAUUACCUGGAAGCCUUUCUGUUGAUUUUAUGAUGAUGGAACCAGGUUAUAUGGUUAAAACCAAGUCUCAACAAGAACCACUGGCCCUAUUGCUUAAGACUUACUUUCUCCUGUGGUCCAACAAUGACCUCUGUGCAGAUUAUAUUUACAUUUUGGAAUAAAUCCUGAUGAAUAAAAACUCGAAUAAAAGCUAAUCAGAGACCGGUUGGGAAGUAUAUUUGAGCGACAUGAUGUAUCCCGAGACUGGGACAAUGUUUCUGAAACUGAACAAAAGGUUGGUGGCACACGUCAAAUAGCCCAACAGCAAAUGACCGUCAAUUCCCCCUUUCCUUUCCUUUACUGUUCAGAGAUCCCAAUAAGAAGAAGCAGCAUAUCUGUCACAUGCAAGGUUGUGGGAAGGUGUACGGUAAGACAUCUCACCUGAGAGCCCACCUCCGCUGGCACACUGGAGAACGACCCUUCGUCUGCAGCUGGUCCUUCUGUGGGAAAAAGUUCACUCGCUCAGACGAACUGCAGCGCCACAAGAGGACACACACAGGUGAGACGGCCAAUCCGAUAAAAUACAUCUUUAUUGAUCCGUUAUACAGAGACAAUAGACGUGUUGGUUGUUUAGCAACAAAACCGAGGCGUGCGCAACUAUGGGGGGAAAACAGACGGGGUUGGUUUGGAUUGUUGACAACAUGUAAACUACAUUUCAUCUCCAAUGUUUAUUGAAAACAUAAAUUAAGUUGCACAAUGAGCACUUUUCUCUCUACUACAUCAUUACAGUUGUUAGCUAGCGAGCUAAUUUUAGCCAUAUUAGCUGUGACAACCAUCAGAACAUCUCAAAACAAGGCAUGGUAUUCAAGAACAAGAUGAAACUAGCUGAAACCAGUCACUUACGAUUCCCCACAUGGCAGCUUCUUGUCAUUGUUGGUAGCUAUCUGAACGUCCAGAAUCACAACACAAGGCCUUCGUGACGUUGUCAGCUAACCCGUCUAUCGAAGUUGUCAAUUUAGCUCUCACCGUACCCAGCCUCAUCACACAACAGAGCUGGAGAUAGUGUUGUGACUGUCACCGUACCCAGCAUCAUCACACAACAGAGCUGGAGAUAGUGUUGUGACUGUCACCGUACCCAGCAUCAUCACACAACAGAGCUGGAGAUAGUGUUGUGACUGUCACCGUACCCAGCCUCAUCACACAGCAGAGCUGGAGAUAGUGUUGUGACUGUCACCGUACAGAGCCUCACCACACAAGGCUAGUUUGGAUUUCUCCCUGACCAAUAUGGCUGCCAUUUUCACCCCGUUCUGAAACUUUGAGAGUUUGACAUAGCCCCUCUGUUAAUUUAAAGCUGCAAUAUGUAACUUUUGGGGCGACCUGACCAAUUUCGCAUAGAAUUGUGAGUUAUCGAUCUGUCAUUCUCAUUGAAAGCAAGUCUAAGAAGCGGUAGAUCUGUUCUAUGUGCUCUAUUUCUAUGCUUCCUGUUAAGUUUAGUUUUUGUUUCUUUUACUUUCAGUUUUGUACACCAGCUUCAAACAGCUGAAAAGACAAUAUUUUUGGUUAUGGAAAAUAUAUUUCAUAGCGGUUUAGAUGGUACAAUGAUUCUCUACACUAUACUUUCUUGUUUUGUCACAUAAACUGAAAUUAGGUGAGCUAUUAGAAUUUUAGCAACCAGGAAAUAAUGGAGUGAUAUCUGCAUAGUGCAUCUCCAUGGUUGUGACUGUCACUGCUGACUAGGACAAUGAGUUUUCCCUGACCUUAUGAUGACUGGACCAGGAACAACUCUGGGCUCUAGCUACAGGCUCUGACUAUAUUAAAUGGUGAUAACCAGGUCUCAGGAAUAACCUUUGACCCUAUAGCUUAUGGUUUACAUUUCAGUCAUUUAGCAGACACUCCCGUCUUUCUCCUAUGGUCCAACGUAACAAUGACCUCUGUGCAGAUGAUGUCCGUUUUAAUUUCUGAUGAAUCAUGAUGAAAUAAACCAGCGAUGCCAGAGAGAAAAGAGAAGGUCAAUAUUAUUAAAGGAGGCAUUUUCUCUGUUGUUUUGAAGGAUACACCCUCUAGGGUAGAUCUCAAUGACUUGAUCGUUGAUUAUCUCUGCAAGUGUCAGCAGGGAGUUACAAUAUGGAUCAGUACUAACCUGUAACAUCCCGUCUAGGUGAGAAGAAGUUCCAGUGUACAGAGUGCCCAAAGCGCUUCAUGCGCAGCGACCACCUCUCCAAACACCUCAAGACCCACCUCAACAAGAAACCCACCACCGGUGGCGCUGCGGCCUCCGAUAACUCCGCCCCUCAGUCGGGUGGAUGCGGAGCCGCGGAUGGCGGGGCCGGGGUCAAUGACCAGCACGCCCUCAUCGCCAUGGAGACACUGUCGCCCGAGGGCAUCGCCCGAUUGGCCAGCAGCGGCAUCAACGUGAUGCAGGUGGCCGAUCUGCACUCCAACAGUAACGGAUAUUGAUUACUGAUUGGAUGUGGGGGUCAGGACAGUAGUGGAGGAGUGGACAUUGAUCUAUCUAAGGGCUAAUAAAAGGGCUAUGUGUUUCUAGAUGAUAUACAGUAAGACUAAAGGCUAAUGAUGGGAAUGGAGGGAAGAGCCCUGUUAGAUAAUAUCUUUGAGAGACAGGAUCCAGGGAGUCCCUGUCCCUUUUAUUUAGAUAAAGUACUAUUGGUGUCUUUCCAUGGACUUCAAGCCAAUGAAAUAGGGAAAAUGGGGUGGGUCAGGUGGAGAGGAGUCUGGAUGUUUAGUCAGCUAGAUCCGAUCGAUGAUGGAAGGGAAUUAAUGGGACUGCUACAGUGGUUAUCAUAGAUUGCCGUAACUUUAGUAACACGAUCACAAAGGCCCUUCUGGAUCUGGUGUCGGUCUGUGGGUGUGUCGGGGGGGUUUCCAGUUCACAAAGGCCCCUUCCAAUACAAUACAAAUCCAUCACUUCCAAUCUCUAUUUGUACAGAAUACAGAUACACACUACUGCUACUCAGUCCAGUGUCCUGCUUGCCUCCCUACUCCCC